AUGGCCGGACAUUGGAUUUUCGUCCUCUUGUGCCUGUCGUUUGUCGGACAACUAGUGCUCGGCAGUUUGUUUCCACCAAUCCCUCCGAACGUUCAAACUCCAUCGCAACCAGACGCCGUGCCUCCACCACAAGAAGUCAAUUGGCCAUUAAACAAUUUAGCCGCACCUGAUGUGACCGUCGUCGGAGAAGCAGCCACGCUCAAUACCAGAAGUCUCCCCAUGGAAAAAACCAGAGACAAGCCAUUGGAAACCAGUCAAAAAGCCGAAGAAAUAUUACCAAAAGUCAUCGUUAUUGGCACUGAACAAAAAGCAGUCGGUGAAAUUGUAACCAGAAAUAAUGCAGAAAUGGAAACUAAAAACUUUUCUUCGACCAACAAUGGAUAA
This is a messenger RNA of Macrosiphum euphorbiae (potato aphid), 384 nucleotides long. Lineage: Eukaryota; Metazoa; Arthropoda; Insecta; Hemiptera; Aphididae. The record is from the annotation of a GenBank genome assembly.